Molecule: messenger RNA, 4519 nt
Organism: Artibeus jamaicensis (Jamaican fruit-eating bat)
Lineage: Eukaryota; Metazoa; Chordata; Mammalia; Chiroptera; Phyllostomidae
Gene: IL16
Product: interleukin 16
Exons: 19
Coding region: 279-4301 (1340 amino acids)
Biological process (GO): leukocyte chemotaxis; induction of positive chemotaxis
Molecular function (GO): CD4 receptor binding; cytokine activity
Source: RefSeq, a predicted model, not a curated record
UGGAAUAACAUCGCUUUUAUGCUCACUGCUGUGCGAGCAAGGGCAGGAGUUGGAAGCCGCUGCCCUGAGACGUUGAAGACUUGUUGGCAGCGGGGAAGGGAUUUUUUCCCCUCCCUCCCUGCCUGCCCGGCCUGCUGAGGGAAAACAGCUCUGACGGACAGUUUCUCGGUAGUUUUAACUGCUUUUCCAAUCCUGUCGGCCCUAGAAGCUGCUGUGGACCCCCCGGCUUCUGGACCCGGCUCUCGGGGACUCCUCCUCUGUCCUCCAAGCCCCGAGGGAUGAGUUUGCAGAAGAGAAUCUUCCCUCGAAGGGGGGCCGGCACCGGCGAAGGGGCGGCUAAGCCCAGUCCAGUCGCCGCCCGCCCGCCGAGGGCCCGAGACCAGGAGAGGAAGGCCAGCUUCACUUCCUCCCUGAGGAUGGAGCUGCACAGCCGCGCUGCGCGGAGCCGAAAAUCCACCAAAUUCCGCUCCCUCUCCCGGUCCCUGAUCCUCUGCCACGCAAAGACCAGCGACGAUGGCUCCAGCCCCGAUGAGAGGCACCCGGACCCCUUUGAGAUGUCGCUGGGCCAGGGCAAGGAAGGGAUGGUCCACUCGCCCGAGCAGCUGGCAGACACAUCCGAGGCGGGGCCGGGCCGCGUUCCGGGCCUGGGCCUGCCCUCCGGGUUCGCAGCUCUGCAGGCGGCGGGCAGUGAUGGAGGCAAGCCCUGCAGGAGGAUGUUCUUUCUGAAGGAAGCUUCUACAACUUCCUCUCGAGAAAAGUCCGGAAAACUAGAAGCACAAAGUACUAGCUUCCUGCUCCCCAGAGUCUGUCACCAAAGGACACGCAGCAACUCCACCAGCGUCAACCCCUACUGCACCGCAGAGACAGACUUCCCCGUGGCCGGGAAGACGGCCACCGCCACAGACCGGCCGCCUUACUCGCUCUGCAGCAGCCGGAAGUCUCUUUCUCAGCAGCUGGACUGUCCUGCAGGGAAGGCCGGGGGCGCCUCCAGGCCCACGCGCUCCCUGAGCACGGCCCAGCUCCUGCAGCCCUCGGGGGGCCUGCAUGCGUCCGUCAUCUCCAACGUGGUGCUGAUGAAGGGCCAGGCCAAGGGCCUGGGCUUCAGCAUCGUGGGGGGAAAGGACAGCAUUUAUGGCCCCAUCGGCAUUUAUGUCAAAACCAUCUUCGCGGAGGGCGCCGCUGCCGCCGACGGCCGGCUACAAGAAGGUGACGAAAUUCUGGAGCUCAACGGCGAAUCAAUGGCAGGACUGACCCAUCAGGACGCCUUGCAGAAGUUUAAGCAAGCCAAAAAGGGGCUGCUCACCCUCACGGUGCGGACCCGCCUGACGGCCCCCCACCCCCCGAGCAGCCACCUGUCGCCCCCGCUGUGCCGCUCCCUGAGCUCCAGCUCCUGUGCCACCAAGGACGGCAGCGCCUUCCUGCUGGGAGGCUCAGAGGCUGCUGCCAGCGCCCGCAAGCCCAGUUACAGAGUCCUGGUGGAGGUGUCCCUGACCAAAGAGGCCGGCGUGGGCCUGGGCAUCGGCCUGUGCAGUGUGCCCUACUUCCAGUGCAUCUCCGGCAUCUUCGUGCACACGCUCUCGCCGGGGUCGGUGGCGCAUCUGGACGGACGGCUGCGGUGCGGCGACGAGAUCGUGGAGAUCAACGAGUCCCCCGUGCACUGCAUGUCCCUCAACGACGCCCACGCGGUCCUGAGCCGCUGCAGCCCCGGGCCCGUGCCCAUCACCGUCAGCCGGCACCCAGACCCACAGGUGUCUGAACAGCAGCUCAAAGAUGCGGUGGCCCAGGCCGCAGAGACCCUCCGGUUUGGGAAGGAGAGACACCAGUGCAGUCUGGAAGGCGCCAAAAGGCUGGAGAGCAGCUGGCACGGGCGGCCGGCCGGGGACAAGGACAGCUCGGCACCCCUGCAGCGCAGGGCCCAGAGGGUCCUGGCCCGCUCCAGCAGUGACAGCAGCCACGUGUCCGGAUCCCCCGCGGGCAGUCCCAGCCGAGCUGGACAGCAGCAGCCCCGGGACCUGGAAGACAGCGCAGUCGGCCCCGCUGGGUCCCUGGGGCCGGAAGCCAGGCGCCCCCGACAGAGCCCGCCCCUCCCACAGACACAGGGAGACCACGCUGCCCUGGGACUGAAGAAAUCAUUUGAGAUUUUCGUCAGAAAGCCAUCGUCCUCCAAGCCCAAGCCCCCACCCAGGAAAUACUUCAAAAGUGACAGUGACCCGCAGAAGCACCUGCAGGACAGCGCGGAAGCCCCGCUCCCGGAAGCCAGUGAGCUGCUGCCACCGCUGCCACCGCAGGAAGUCACAGCAGCGGGCGGCCCCCAUGCCACUGCCUGCGGCCCGGGACCUGCUGCCGACCUGCAGGCUGCGUCCCCCACAGAGGCCGAGCCAGGGAGGAGAGGCGGCAGCCCAGGGCCUGGGCCGUCCCCAGGCGGGCACCCCGUGCUGCGGCGGCAGGCGCGGGUGGACUGCGGCCUGGACGGUGCGGCCGAGGACCCGUGGGCCCGGAUCUCCGGCUGCAUCAGGAGCCUGUUCAGCCCCAUCAUGAGUGACGGCCACACAGCGCUGCAGCCCGCCGCCUGCCUCGUGGAGGACAGGGAGCGGGGCCCCCCAGAUGGGCUCUCCCCGAAGCUGGACACCAGCACCGGCGCUCCCAAGGCUUACAAGCCAGCAGACCACAGCAUCGCGAAGAAGGGCCCUCCCGUGGCCCCCAAGCCCGCCUGGUUUCGCCAAAGCUUGAAAGAGCUGAGGCAUCUCCAUCCAGAGCCCAGGCAGCUGCCAGUGGCCCCCUCCGAGAAGCCCACACCGGCCCCCAGGGAGCGCCUGGGGCCACAGGCCCGGGCUUCCAGCUCCAUCAGGCAGAGAAUCAGCUCCUUCGAGACCUUCGGCUCCCCUCAGCUGCCCGACAGACGGGCCCCCAGACCGAGCCUGCAGCCCCCCAGCCCCUCUGCUGAGGCGGUGAGGCCUCCAGGGAGGCAGGAAGGAGGCCGGGGUCCUGGCCUCCUGGGGCGAGGGUCUCCCCCCACCGGGGAGCAGCUGCAGCCACAGCAAGAGCCACUGUCCUCUGGCUCCCCGGUGGCCUCAGAGGCCAGUGACCCGGGUGUGUUGGGGACCCCACCCCUGGGGCAGCUGUGCACCGAGUCGGCCCCCAGCUCAAACCCUCUCCUGAGCCUGCUGCCUACACAGACUGGGGGGUCACAAGGUGCCGCGGUCCGGACGCCGAGCCAUCGGGCACACAGCUUCCCACUGACCAGGACGCAGUCUUGUGAGGUGCAGCUGCCCGACGACAGGACCUGCAGGCUCUACGCCAUCAGCAGCCAGGUGUCCUCGGCCGUCAUGAAGUCCCUGCUGUGCCUGCCCUCCUCGGUCUCCUGCAGCCAGACGCCCUGCAGCCCCGAGGAAGGGGUGUCCCCAGGGUCCCCAUCCAGUCAGGACCCGGCUGCCAGCAGCACUGACACCGGGUUCUCACUCAACCUCUCGGAGCUGAGAGAGUACACGGAGGGCCUCGGCGAGCCCGCGCAGGCCGACGACGGCGCCCCUACUUCCGGCCAGUCAGUCAUCUCCCUGCUGAGCUCGGAGGAGUUAAAGCAGCUCAUCGAGGAGGUGAAGGUUCUGGACGAAGCGACCUUGAAGCAACUGGACAGCAUCCAUGUCACCGUCUUGCACAAGGAGGAGGGGGCCGGCCUUGGCUUCAGCUUGGCAGGAGGCUCCGAUCUGGAGAACAAGGUGAUAACGGUUCACAGAGUGUUCCCCAAUGGGCUGGCCUCCCAGGAGGGGACUAUCCAGAAGGGCAACGAGGUGCUUUCCAUCAACGGCAAAUCCCUCAAAGGGGCCACCCACAAUGACGCACUGGCCAUUCUCCGCCACGCCCGGGAUCCCAGGCAAGCUGUGAUCGUCACCAGGAAGCCGAUGCUGGAGGCCGGCCCCGACCUGAACUCCUCCUUGGACUCUGCAGCCUCGGCCCCUGGGGCCAGUGACACCUCCGCAGAAUCCACAGAGGCCACUGUUCACACGGUAACGCUGGAGAAGACCUCAGCAGGGCUGGGCUUCAGUCUGGAAGGAGGGAAGGGCUCCCUGCAUGGGGACAAGCCUCUCACCAUCAACCGCAUUUUCACAGGGGCAGCCUCAGGGCAGACUGAGACAGUCCAGCCAGGAGACGAGGUCUUGCAAUUGGCCGGCACCACGGUACAGGGACUCACGCGGUUCGAAGCCUGGAGCGUCAUCAAAGCGCUGCCCGAUGGGCCGGUCACGGUUCUCAUCAGGAGGAGGAGCCCACAGCCCGGGAGCGCCCCGGCUACCGGAGAGCCCUAGGCAGAGUGCGGACAGCAGAGCCAGCAGCACGCAAAUCUCAGGGUCACUGCUCACCCCCGUCCAGGGCUGCUGCCUAAGGCUGGACCUCCUGGGAUCGGCCUGAGGGCUGUCCUUACAGUGAGGGCCAGUCGCAGUGGGGUGGCCGAUGCAAACUAUGUACAGACAGCUCAGUGCGAACACAGAGGUGCUUUAAAUAAAGUGAAUGUAUUGAGAUUGGA